This is a messenger RNA of Rotaria socialis, 1248 nucleotides long. The record is from the annotation of a GenBank genome assembly. NCBI's taxonomy places the organism in Eukaryota, Metazoa, Rotifera, Eurotatoria, Philodinida, Philodinidae.
AUGUCUAUUUAUCGGUAUUUAUCAACGACAGCUAAGUCAACUAGUAAAAUUUUUCAAGCACAUUCUUUUUCCGAAGUUGUGAAACAAUUUUCCAAAUUUUCUUCUCAUGAUGAACUCAUCGAAUAUUCUCAACGUCCUAUUGACUAUUGUUAUGCAAAUCGUAUGAUAGAAACAUGUUCUUCAACUCAUGCAACACCAUUCUGUCUAAUAAAAUCAGCCGAAGAUCUUCAUAAUCAAUUAUUAGUUCGUAUAGCCCAUUGCAUCAGUUAUUUUCAAUCAUUACCAUUUUUACCAGCUGCUAAUCCAACAUUAUUAUCAUUACAUGAUCGUUAUUUAAAAUUAUUUGAAUCAUUAGCAAAUUUCGAUGCGAUAAGAACAGAUCAAGAUGAAGAAAAAUUCUUUAAUUUUAUCAAUAUGUUUAUGUUACAAAAUAAUGACAUUAUUGGUCAACUAUCAAUUGGUUGUCGUGAAGCACAAAAGAAUUUUAAAUCCUAUAAAAUUAUGAAAGAAUUUCUUGAUAAUGUCCUGCAAAGUCGUCUAUCGAUGCGUUUACUUUCUGAUCAUUAUCUUGAAUUGCAUAAACAAUUAAGAAAUAACAUUUCAAAUAAAAAUUGGUGUGGAGCUAUUUGUUUGGAUUUCUCGCCAGCCAAAAUUGUUCAACAAUGUCUUGAUGAUGUUUCGUCCAUUUGUUUUGAUACGUAUAGUGUUGUUCCACAUGUUAAAAUAGAAAAUCUUAUGACAAAACCUAUACCUUAUUUUCCUUAUGUUGUUGAAUAUAUUUUACGCGAAUUACUAAAGAAUUCCAUGCGUGCUGUAGUCGAAUAUAAUAAAGUUUUACUGGGUAAUAUGCAACAUGUAAAAAAGUAUUUUGAAGAACGUCGAGACGAUGUAUUGUGCAAAGUUUUAAUUACAUCAGAUCCUGAUGAUGAACAUUUUACCAUUGCAAUUCAAGAUGAAGGUGGUGGAAUCGAUGAAACCAAUGAAAAAUUAUUCAGAUAUAUGUUUACCGGUGAUAUAAAAAAAGAAGAAGAAGAAGAGGAAGAAACAGAUGUGAUAGCUGAUUUUCAAGAACGUAUCAUACAGUCAAAUAAACAAAUGUAUGGCCAUGGAAUAGGACUCCCGAUUUGUCGCCUCUACGCUGAAUUCUUCGGUGGUUCUUUGACAUUACGACAAGUAUCACGUGUCGGUGUUGAUGUUUAUCUUCGUCUCGGAUUUAUUCAUACAAAUUCUGAACGUAUAAAGAUCUGA